This is a messenger RNA of Durusdinium trenchii, 2653 nucleotides long. NCBI's taxonomy places the organism in Eukaryota, Dinophyceae, Suessiales, Symbiodiniaceae. The record is from the annotation of a GenBank genome assembly.
AGCCUGGAAGAUCUCAAGCAUCCCAAAGUACUCACCAUUUGGCCAACUGUCUUGGCCACCAUGGCGAACUCUCACAUGGGAAGUUCCCCUUGGCGCGGCUUCAAGGACCAGGGCUCCCCUGUCUGGAAAGCCUACAGCGCCUUGAAGAGUGUACAAGAGAUGGACCCGAAUUUGCUCCAGGUGCCGGUGCCGGUGCUGGUGAUGAUGGGCAUGCAGAGUGCAGGGAAGACCAGCUUUAUUGAAGCGAUGGUGAAGUUCCCCGUGGGCUUCACAGACCGCUGUACCGGGACGCGCUGUCCAGUGCGAUACAUCUUGCGGAGUUCAUCUGUGGAUUCCUACAAAGUGGGUGGGGAGGUGGUGAAACGUGCUGCAGAUGUGCGGGAGAAGGUGAGGGAACAUAUGAAGCGCCUGGCCCAAACGAACAGCUUCAGCCACGAGGUUCUUACGGUGGAGAUCAGCGAAAGGAACCAGAUGGAUAUGGACAUCACAGACUUGCCUGGUCUGAAGGACCAAGAGGAAAGGGAUGCCAAAGAGAUCGCUUCGAUCGUGAAGGCCUACGUGGAGAAGCCCUACGUCAUUCCUGUGGCUUUAUGCAAGGCAGAGAAGUCUGAGGAAACUCAAACGGACAUGGAGGCGUUGAAAGGCGUUGGACUCAAUCCCAAGAAGGCCUUGGUGAUUGUGAAUUACUUCAACAAGCAGCUCUAUGACCUUCACACCUUGUCCGACUUCAAUGACUACUGUGAAGGCUACCUGGCCAAGUUCCACCGAGCGCAUUUUGUCAUGUUGCACUUCAAAGAUGGGAUCAACAAGGACAGAAUGAGCUUUGAGGAACUUCGCCAGUACUACGAGAGGUUGUGCGAAGAGGAAGAGGAGACCAUCAAGAAGAGGAUUGAGGACUUGAAGCAUGAGCAGGAAUCCAAGACUGAGGUGUCUCGACAAGUCCAGGAAGCUCUUGGCAUCAAGUCGGCGUUUGGGUCGAUGCAGUCCAGAUUGUUGGACUGGAUGAACGCGGAGCGCUCGAAGAUCGGGGGUGUCUUGAAGGAGAGGGUGAAAGCUGUUUGCAGCGAUUGCCAGAUCCUGAAAGAGGCUCUCUCGGACACUGACGCCGAAGCCAUGCGCGAAGGAUGCGAGCAGUAUUUGAGGGACUGGGUCAAGACGAUGCGGGGGGCGCACGAAGCGAAGCACAACUACAUCUUGUCGCGGUCGAAGCAGGAAGAGGAACAGGAGGAAGAAGAUGCCCAGUUGGGCCGGCAACUCCACUGGGCUUAUGAUACGAAAGAUCGCUGCCUAGCCCAUACCUUUGAGGAGGAGUGGAGAAAGGUGCCCAGGGCGGUGAAAGACAAGCCGACGAGCAAGUCAUGGAAGAUGGACAAGUUACAGGAGGAACUCCAGCGGACACACACUGGCGAACUGAUGCUCAUGAAUUUGAUGCCCCAUGCAGCGUACUCCCGCAGUGUCAAGGUCUACGGUCAGGUCAUUAUGAAGUAUCCUAUGCGGAAGUUCUCCCGCGCAGAUGUCUACAACAUCAGCGGCCAUUGCAACGACGGCAUGACGGGAAGCUUCAACAAGCACGCAGUGCUGAAGGAGAUGGUGACUGAGCGACUUCUGGACCUUCAGGAUAUCGUGGAGGCAUUGUUGGAGCACAUCAAAGUGAUCUAUUUGGCUCCACUGGAGCGGAUUCAUCAGCUCCUUUCUGGACAGCACCAUGUUGUGAGCACCUACACAGGAUUGAAGAACUUGAUCGAUGAGACCUAUCGAAAACUCCUCAAUGCGCAACUGAAAAAGACCGCGGAGAGAAUCCAUGAGCACAUCCACCAGACCACGGCCUGUGUGUCGGUGGGCCUGCCAACCAGACUAUUGGCUUUGUCUCUAUGGGCAGCAAAUCCUGAAGGGCGCAUGGCUGAGGAGGACACUCCUGAGGAGAAGCCUGCAUCGCACGAUGAAGAGUGGGUGCCAAAUGAUGAUGCUUCUGAGGAGAUGGGGGCGGCUUCCCAUGAGGAUGUAGGACAUCGGCAGCAGGAAGUGAAGCGGCGCGUGGCACAACACAACACCACUGUGAAGAAAGUGAAGGAGGUCUUGCGACCCUUCAAGCAGAGCUUGUCCGUGGAGGAGUUUGUGGAAGGGGGUUGCGAAGACUUCCCACCGGAGGAUAGCCGUACUUUAGAUCUUGAGCAGUUGAAUCAAGAUGCGAAGCACUAUUUCUUGUUGCUCAAGGGUCUCCUGCUUUUGAACAUUGAGAUGGCCUUAGACCAUCACGUCUAUGCAUUCUUGAGCGGAGAACUUCUUGGAGACAUGUACGACAAGAUGUCGCGGCACCUAAACCAAGCGGUGUCGAAAGAUGAAGACUUGCGAAAGAUGGUUGGAGGUGAAGAGAAGCGGAAAGAGCUCCAAGGCGAAUUAGACAAGAAGGAAGAGGAGCUGAAGAAGCUCCAAGAAGCCGAGAAGCUUCUCGACUGCAAAGCCGACCUUGGCCGUGCCACGCACGCCGGAGCGUGAGAUGGGACGCGGGAGAAAGCCACUGAAAGUGAUGUGGCCACGUCUUCCAAGACAAACAAGUGAUCGCCUACUGUAAUGCAUGUAUAUGUACGUUGCAUUGGACAUUUUGGCAAAACGCAUUUCAACUCCAAGCUGUCUCACAGCAGUACCCAGACAC